GAGAACAAGUUGUUGUCUUCAGUAUUAGUCGAAGCUUUCUUCUUUCAUGCUUCAGGAGCUUUCUUUCUGUUACUGUUGGAACAAUUAAGAUUCAUAGAAGACACCCUUUUUCUUGUUUUGGCUUUUGAAGAGUUUAGAAGUUACUUUUCACUUGUUGCUGUAAUUCAGUUCUGCAUAUAUUUGUGGGUUUGAAUUUGAUUUGAACUGAAAAUGGAGAGGGAUUUCUUGGGUUUGAGUUCAAAGCAGAGCUAUGAGACUGUGAAGGAGGAAGCCAGUGAUGAACCCAAAAGUUCAGUGGUACCAAGAAGCUCAAAUUCAGGUAUGCAGUGGUCAUUUUCAAACAAGGUUUCUGCACCUCCUCAGUUCCUAUCUUUCACAGCUCCUCAAGAAGAAAUGCCAAGAGAAGGCGUUCAUGACACUUCUUCAUUCAUGACUAUAUCAACUGCUGAUGCUUUUGAUUCUAGCCAGAAAUCGUUCUCCAGUGCAAUCCAGAGAAAUUUCAUUCAUGAGAAGCAAGCUGGAAACCACUAUGGAAUGAAAGUCUAUUCUAUGCAACAUCGAGGAGCCAAUCAAAUAAUUCCUAUUUCUUUGAGCACCCCUGCUCUCCAACACAAUUUUUUUGGGCCAAAAAGCAUGGCUGGUUCAUCAGUCAAACCACAGCCGCUUGCAGGAGUUCCAAUUCUAACCCCUCUAUCUGCUGUUCCGUCUAAAAGUUCCGUAGUUGGUACCACUGAUCUCAGGAAUGCAUCCAAUUCUUCAGGAGUGCCUGCUCAGUUAACAAUUUUCUAUGCUGGUGCUGUGAAUGUAUACCAUGAUAUAUCUCCUGAGAAGGCCCAGGCUAUUAUGUUGCUGGCUGGACAUGGAUCGUCUCCAGCUUAUAAUAAGCAACCCUCCACAGCUCAAUUGCAAACACCAUUCCCUAGUCCUUCCACAGGUGAUGGUUUCUUUGGGAACCAGUCAAUCGCUGGCCUUGCAAGCCAUUCUGUGACGUCACAUGCUACUGCUCGCCCUGGAGGAGAAUUUAGUAGCAGCAACUCAUUAGCGGUAUCAAAACCAGUAGCAACUUCAGUAUCUUCAAUCAAUCAGUCAGAGCCUUCAAAUGUAGUAGCACAAUCUGUUAUGACAAACCUCAUUCCAGCAGUACCUGUGCCUCAAGCUCGUAAAGCAUCCUUGGCUCGAUUUUUUGAAAAGCGCAAGGAGAGGAUGACGAGCACAUUGCCAUACAAUCUCAGCAAAAAAUCUCCAGACUGCAGCACACCAGGUUCCAAGGGCUUGAGUUUGUCUCUCAACUUGUCUGGUUCCUGUCCUCCCCAAGCUACGAAUUAGGCCAAAGAGAAGAAAAAUCCAAGUCUCCUCAAUUAUUCACCAUUCCAGCUACUUCACAGUUGACAGAUGUGUUGGAUAAUUUUUUUUUUUUUUUUCGUUUCUUAGUUUGUAAGAUUCAAUUUUUUGACCCGAAGGUUUAGAUAAAUAUGAUAGAUAGAUAGAUAUAUAUGGUCCAAG
Messenger RNA from Fragaria vesca subsp. vesca, 1503 nucleotides. Its product is annotated as protein TIFY 6B-like. The record is from RefSeq and is a predicted model, not a curated record. NCBI's taxonomy places the organism in Eukaryota, Viridiplantae, Streptophyta, Magnoliopsida, Rosales, Rosaceae. The transcript is spliced from 7 exons. The coding region runs from base 211 to 1326 and encodes 371 amino acids. Gene Ontology annotation, cellular component: nucleus. Gene Ontology annotation, biological process: regulation of defense response; response to wounding; regulation of jasmonic acid mediated signaling pathway.